CAAUCCGGAUGUGUUCCGUUCGGACAGGUGUGUCUGAAAUCUAAUUUGAAGGGCAAUUGUGUUAUAUUUCAAGUUGAUUAAAUGAAUUUUUUUUACAAUUUUCACACAUUGUACUUUUGUGAACUGAUUUCAUGCGCAUCAAUAUACAGACGUUGUUGGUUACCAAUUUGGGAAAGCGAUGAACAAACUUCAAAAAGGCAUUAAAUUUACCUGAAUGGCAGCCUACAGACAUUAUCAUUUGCAUGCAACCUAAAUAACACAGGAUAUUUCAACACACUAUUCUUGCUGACAUUUUCAUUUUGAAAAGUGUAAAUAUUCAACGACUUUUUGACAUCGUUAUCGACUAGUUUACAUCAAAUAUCACGAUUAGCAAAAAAAUUAGUGUACUGUGACCUAAUCGAUAGGGACAAUUUUUGUCAGCAGCAUUACAACAGUUCCCAAUAUGGUGGAUAGAGCGUACAAAAGAAUAACAAACUGUGAAGUGGUCAUGCUGAGAGGGUGUUUGCAGAGAGCUAUUCCGGUGUUGAAAAACGCGAUUACUUGUGAUUCUAGUAAAAGAACAGGUGAGAUGUCAUUGCCAUUACCAUCGUCUUUCACUAAAUGGUUGAAAUGCAGCCCCGAAUCAAGUUUUCCUGAUGAAACAUGUGAUGUCAUCAUAGACAUAAACGAAGAUGGGUCAUGCAAGUUUAAAAUAAUUCCCUUGGAGCCAAAACGGUCUUCAGUGAAUGGCCACAUAGAAGAAUUGUGUUGUUCUAGUAAUACAUCUAAUGGAAAUUCAACAAAUGGUCAAGGCUCCAAGAAAAAAAGGCAGUUGGAUUCUGUGAAAGAUGAGACUGGUUUUCCACCUCUGACUAACUAUGUGGCGCUGGAUUGUGAGUUUGUAGGCGUGAGAAAUGAUCAGAGUGCUCUAGGUCGUUGCAGCAUCGUGGACUGUGAGGGCCAGGUACUGUGUGACCUGUACGCGAUGCCAGAGGACCCAAUCACUCACUACCGCACACGAUGGAGCGGCAUCACCAGAAAUCAUAUGAAGAAUGCCAUCCCACUGGAGUUUGCACUCGCCAAGAUAUCCAACAUACUCGAGGGUAAGAUAGUUGUGGGUCAUGACCUGACAGGUGACUUCAAGGUGCUGGGUUUCCGACCUCGGCGCGAGUUCAUCAGGGACACUAGCACGUUCAAGGGUCUUACGGGCCCCUUCAUGGCAGGCAAGAAGUCCCUCAAGAGUCUGGCUCUUGAACACUUGGGCCUCCAGAUUCAAGUCGGUUCCCACUGUUCCAUACAGGAUGCUCGUGCAGCCAUGUCUCUGUACAGACUUGUUCGCCAUGAGUGGGAAUCCAGCCUGCUUGCUAAAAACAAGACAGGAAACCAGUCAAACAUACCAGAAAUCCCAGAAGGGAACAAUAAGUCUGGCAUAAGCAAACGGGACUCAUUAACUGAUAGCUGUGUCUCGCCUGACUAUGUAAAUGGAAUACAGACAGAUGCAUGUACCAACAAUUCUGAAAUUUCUUGUAACGUUAAAGAUGUAGAAGUUGAUUUCGGUACAGAUGAAAAAGAUAUCAGUGGAACAGAAGGGAAUGAACAUGUAGACGAUGUUGCCCAUGAUGAUUAUUGGGACAUUAAGAAUCCCAGAGAUUGUAAAGUGGACUGUUCUAAUGUACAUCCAGUUCUUGAAAACACAGAAAGUAAACUGUCUGUUCUAAAUAAGAUUAGAAGUGAAAGCGGCCUUGUUCUUAAAGCUAAGUCUAGAAAAACUAAGAAAAGUAAACAUAGAAAUGGGUUGCAGACAGGUUUUGGUCAAAUAAACACAAAUAAAUUAUCAGUUAAUGAUUAUUUUAGCGCUUAUUCUCAAGUUAAUAACAAUCAAGGUAAUAAAAGCAAUUUGGAAAUUGUGGACUCUAGUGUGAUAGAUCUAACUCACAUGUGUGAUGUUGUAAUGAAACGGGCAGAAGAAAAAGUUUCAAAAACUCUGCGACCGAAUGAUUGUUCUAAACCCCAUGUGGAGUUAUCGUCAACUGUGGAUCAUUUGUAUGAUGACCAGUUCUGGCCAGAGUUUGAGGACAGUUGAAAGAUGAUUUGUUGAUCCGUUUUGGUAUUUGUUAAACCUGUGAUUAUUUUAUGUGAAAAUGUAAAUGUGAGCCUUCUUCUGAGAAAACUUGGCUAAAUGCAUGUGCGUAAAGUGUCGUCCCAGAUCAGCGUGUGUAGUCUGCACAGGCUAAUCUGUGACGACACUUUUCGCUUUUAUGGCAUUUUUCGUUUAAAUGAAGUCUUUUUAGCAAAAAUCCACUUAAGGCGGAAAGUGUCGGCCCUGAUUAGCCUGUGCGGACUGCACAAGCUAAUCUGGGACGACACUUUACGCACAUGCAUUAUGCCCAGUUUUGUCAGAACGCAACUAAUGUUAAAGUAAAAGUUUUUGACGUUUCAUCUCUCAGGGAAUCACACACCAACUUUGUUUUAAACUGUUGUUGUUGUUGUGUUUUAUGAGAGGAAUGUUUUGGAUGCAGUGAUUUUUUUUUUGCUUUAUAUUUUUCAGCCUAUACCUUUUUGAUUGGGGGAAAAAAGCGUGAUAGACCAUGAAAUUGGGAAAAAUUAAACAUUAUUAAUAUGAUAAUAAAUAAAAGUAUUCCAAUUGUUUAUUAACGUGCAUGUUUAAUUGCUUUCUAAAAUUUAUAUUAUAAAGCGCUAGGGAAUUUAAUUGCUGUAUAAUAAAUUCCAUAAACCAAUUAUUGAGUUUAAUUGAAAAAGUUUGGCAUAUUUUUGGGAAAAUGUUUUAUUUUGCCAUUAGGAAACAGCCUUUUUACUUUUUGCAAUUGGGAAAACAGCCUAUAAGAAGCUGUAAAUUUGGGCAAAAAAACCUCACUAAAAUGUAGUACAUUGAGAUAAAUUUUUUUAAUGUAUUUUGAAGUUAAAAAAAAAAUACAAAAUUUAUCAAACUGGUUAUCACAAUCUGUUUGAUAUCGCAACUUAAAGUGUUAUGAUAUUUUGGCGAUUCUUGUCUGCUCAUUAUGAAUUCAAACAUGAAUUUAACACAGUUUCAGUGCUGGUCUUUAUUUUGAUCUCAUAACAUGCUCAUGGUGAGCUUUGGGUGCUUUUCAAUUAUAAAAAAGGUGUCACAAUAAUAUGCAUAAACAUUGAAUAUUUAUGUUUCUUGAAGUCUGUUUAUUAUUCUCCCCCAAAAUUUAUAUAUAAAUAUAGUCACCACUUUGUCUGUCCGUCCGUGCACAAUUUUUGUCCGGGCUAUUUCUCAUCAACUAAUAAAUGGAAUUCAAUGAAACUUUAUGGGAAGGUUCACUACCAAGAGGAGAUGUGCAUAUUAUCAGCGGGUUCUGGUCAGAUGAUUUUUCAAGAGUUAUGGCUUUUUGAAAUUUUCUAUAAAAAAAUUCUUGUCCCACCAGGCCAGCUACUGUGCCCUCAAGACGUUUCCUUUUAUCUAAAUAUAUAGUGCAAUAUUGUGACCAAAACAACCUUUGGGGAGCAUCACCCGUCUCCGACGUUUUCUUGUUCUUCUGAGCGGCACCAUCUCAAAUAAUAGAGUUUAUGUGGGUCACUGGUGAGCCCUUUAUGCUUUAAGGACCCGCUUGUUUAUUUUCUGUCUGUAUGGUGCUUGAUUGGUCAUUAACUUUUCGUUACUUUUAAGUGUUGUGAAAUGAAAAUAAAUGGUAAAGUGACAUAAUAUUACUUUUUUAUUGAAAGUUAUGGUAAAAUUAAGUUUUUUUUUAUAUCAUAUUUACUCCAAAGUGUUCUGUUAAUGAAAGUACUGAUUUGUUAAGUAUGAAAAUGAGGAUUAAAACCGUUCUAUUAUUCAAACAAUUUUAUUGAAAUAGCAUCAAUAUAACUCUUUUGCAACUGUUUUUCAGUAUCAUAAAAAUGCUGUUAAGUUGUUCAAGUGAACUAAGUUUUAGAAUUUUUAGAUACAACCUUCCAUCCUUACAAUUAAGAAGCAUUAACUACAAAUUAAUUAAUUUAAAUUUAAUUGAUUAACUAAUUUGAAAGGAGACAAAUGAAUGUUUAUUUGGAAUUACUUUCACUUUCGUCCAAUUUUCAGAUUUUGUGCCUAUGACUUUGUUAGAGACAUAUUCAAAGUCAAAAUUGGUACGGAUUUUAUUUUAAAAAGUGAUGUUAUUGUGUGUAUUGUGAAUUACGGGAGUGAAAAUAAAGAUCAUGUAAAGAGAGCUCUUAGCCUAAAAGGUUAACAUGUAUUGAAAAACACGACAUGUUGUUUGUCUUUUCAAAUAAAAAUUGUGUUUGACAAGAUCAUCAGUCAUUUCAGUGUAUUCAAUUUGGCAAUUUAAAUAACAAUUGACAAUAAUUUGAGAAUGUUAAUUUAAUUGUAAUUCGCCUUAGUAGAAAUGUUCAUGAUGAUGAUAAUGCUUCCUCCUUGAUCAUUAGCAAUCUAAAAAUGGUUAAACUCUACAAAAGGAUUGCUUUUGCUUGGAUGGCUUAAUCUUCAUGGGAAUCAUCAUCAACAUGCAUAUGUUUGUCUUUAUGUGGCAAAGGUAUGCUACUUUAACAAAACACAUUAAAUGCGGACAAAUUUAAAUAAAAGCCAAAACUUGA
Messenger RNA from Dreissena polymorpha, 4551 nucleotides. Its product is annotated as interferon-stimulated 20 kDa exonuclease-like 2. Bases 443 to 2062 code for a protein of 539 amino acids. The record is from RefSeq and is a predicted model, not a curated record. NCBI's taxonomy places the organism in Eukaryota, Metazoa, Mollusca, Bivalvia, Myida, Dreissenidae. Gene Ontology annotation, biological process: rRNA processing. Gene Ontology annotation, cellular component: nucleus. The transcript is spliced from 6 exons. Gene Ontology annotation, molecular function: nucleic acid binding; 3'-5' exonuclease activity.